Molecule: messenger RNA, 1966 nt
Organism: Vigna radiata var. radiata (mung bean)
Lineage: Eukaryota; Viridiplantae; Streptophyta; Magnoliopsida; Fabales; Fabaceae
Product: L-ascorbate oxidase
Exons: 4
Coding region: 37-1821 (594 amino acids)
Cellular component (GO): extracellular region
Molecular function (GO): copper ion binding; oxidoreductase activity
Source: RefSeq, a predicted model, not a curated record
UUUCUUUCUUUCUUAGGCAUAUUUUACUUGCUAGGCAUGGUUGAGCUUCGGUUCAGCUCAAAGGCUAUUCCAACAACGUUGUUGCUUCUGUGUUUCUUCCUCUUCCAUAAUGCAGAGGCCAGAAAUAGACAUUACAAAUGGAAUGUGAAGUAUGAGUAUAGGUCCCCAGAUUGCUUUAAGAAGCUGGUUAUCACAAUCAAUGGAAACACUCCAGGACCCACCAUCCAGGCUCAGGAGGGUGACACGGUUGUUGUUCAAGUUAACAACACUUUGCUCACAGAAAACCUUUCCAUCCACUGGCAUGGGAUCAGACAGAUUGGAACUCCUUGGUUUGAUGGAACAGAAGGUGUAACUCAAUGUCCGAUAUUGCCUGGCGACACAUUUGUUUAUCGGUUUGUUGUAGACAGGGUAAGUUAUCAUGUUAAUUCCUUAUCUUCAUGGUUCUUAAAAUCUGAUUUGGUCGAAUCUCUUAUGUUACAGCCUGGUACAUAUCUUUACCAUGCUCACUACGGAAUGCAAAGGGAAGCGGGGCUAUAUGGACUGAUUCGUGUGGCAGCCCGUGACCCUGAACCCUUUACCUAUGACUUUGACAGAAGCAUUAUUCUGAACGAUUGGUACCACAAGAGCACUUACGAACAAGCUGCUGGACUGUCUUCAAUUCCAUUCCAAUGGGUGGGAGAACCUGAGUCACUUCUGAUUCAUGGAAAAGGAAGAUUCAACUGCUCCCAAUCUCCAAGCUUGAAAACAGAUGUUUGUGACAUGUCAAAAUGUUCUCCCUUUGUACAAACGGUGAUCCCAGGGAAAACAUACCGACUCAGAAUUGGCAGCUUGACUGCUUUAUCUGCACUUAGUUUCCAAAUAGAGGGCCAUAAUAUGACGGUGGUUGAAGCAGAUGGUCACUAUGUUGAACCGUUUGUGGUGAAAAACCUCUUCAUAUACUCUGGUGAGACAUACUCAGUUCUGGUGAAAACGGAUCAAGACCCAUCAAGGAACUAUUGGAUCACUUCAAACGUGGUAAGCAGAAACAGAACCACCCCAGCAGGGUUGGGCAUUUUCAACUACUACCCCAACCACCCAAAACGGUCCCCUCCAACGGUUCCACCUUCCCCUCCUGCAUGGGACGACGUUGAGCCAAGGCUGGCACAAAGCCUCGCCAUCAAGGCACGCCAAGGGUACAUUCAAAAGCCACCCACAACCUCGGAUAGAGUCAUAGUGCUCCUGAACACACAGAACAACAUAAGCGAGUACAGACACUGGUCUGUGAACAAUGUCUCUUUCACACUCCCUCACACCCCUUAUCUCAUUGCCCUCAAAGAGAACAUAACUAACGCAUUUGACCCCACUCCUCCCUCUGACGGUCAUGAAUUUGCCAACUACGACAUUUUCAAUGUGUCCCCAAACGCGAAUGCCACUUCUAGCAACGGCAUUUACAGGCUGAAGUUCAACACAACGGUGGAUCUCAUACUUCAAAAUGCCAACACCAUGAACAAAAACAACAGCGAGACGCAUCCCUGGCACCUUCACGGGCACGACUUUUGGGUUCUUGGGUAUGGGAAGGGAAAGUUUGACGCCAACAAUGAUACGAAAAAGUAUAAUUUGGAGAAUCCCAUAAUGAAGAAUACGGUUCCGGUUCACCCCUUUGGUUGGACAGCGCUGAGGUUUAGGUCGGAUAACCCUGGCGUGUGGGCUUUCCAUUGCCAUAUUGAGUCUCACUUCUACAUGGGCAUGGGAGUGGUUUUUGAAGAAGGAAUUGAAAGGGUUGGGAAGCUCCCUUCAUCCAUCAUGGGUUGCGGUCAAACUAAAAGUUUUCAUAGGCCAUAAUUUCCAUUUACUUUUCCUUUCAUUAAAUUUUUUUUAAUUGGACAAUGAUCCUUGUUAAUAUUUUUUUUUUUACAACAUCGUUUACUUGUCAUUUCAGAUCAAUUUUCAUAAUCAUAAACACUAUUAUAGACGAAUCACAUGUACA